AUGAUCAUCAUACCAUUAUGCAAUUUUCAAAGGACCAUUCUCCGCCUUCAGACCGUGGGGCGAGUGCACUAUUCUGCCGGCGCUGAUCUCUCUUCUUCUCUCUCUUCUCAACUUCGCCAUUUGCACAACUUUCACUAUCUCGCUUCUAAGUUUUCGUCUACUAGACACAACUCAAAGCCCCGCUUGAAGAGGUUCCUGAACUCGCUUCUAUCGUUACCACAGCACUCGUCCAAUAUGUCCGACAAAGAAGGCGCUGCUCCUCCCACCGAGCACCUCAACAUUAAGGUGACCGAUAACAACAAUGAGGUUUUUUUCAAAAUCAAGCGCACAACGCAGCUAAAGAAGCUCAUGGAUGCGUUCUGCGAACGCCAAGGAAAGCAAAUGUCCACUGUCCGGUUCUUGUUUGACGGCACCCGGGUUCGCCCCGAAGAUUCGCCCGAGACUCUCGAUAUGGCAGAUGGUGAUACCUUGGAGGUUCAUCAAGAACAGAUUGGAGGUUGCUAG
Messenger RNA from Penicillium digitatum Pd1, 504 nucleotides. Its product is annotated as SUMO family protein SMT3. Gene Ontology annotation, cellular component: septin ring; nucleus. NCBI's taxonomy places the organism in Eukaryota, Fungi, Ascomycota, Eurotiomycetes, Eurotiales, Aspergillaceae. Gene Ontology annotation, molecular function: protein tag activity; ubiquitin-like protein ligase binding. The record is from RefSeq and is a predicted model, not a curated record. Gene Ontology annotation, biological process: protein sumoylation.